CGCACAGCCGUUCUUAACAACAGUAGUUCUGAAGGUGAAACAACCUGGGGUACGAAUUUAUCGAGAUUCCGAGCAGGUUUACUGUAUUGAUGACGUUAAUUCGACGCAGCCAGUAGUGUUUCGUCAACUUGAGGAUAUCUUUCACCACCAUCGUUGAGAAACACAAUUGGGCGAACAAGUAUAGUUUGUUGUGAAGUGACGAUAGACGAAAACGUGCGAUAAUUGUACCAGGGCGAUAAAGAGAUAACUGGACAACAACUAGUGAUUGAAUUAAAGCGAAUAUGGCAAUGCCGCCGUAUCGGGCCGAGACAUAACAUCGCGGAAUUAUGCCAGCUAUCAAAAUGUGUGAAAGAAAAGUAGUAUUUUGUUAUGGAUUGGCAUACAUCGUAUGUAUGCAGAUCAUGACAACGAACUCGCGAACCUCGACACUGUGGAAACUUAAUUCCGAGGAAGGAAAAAUCGUUUGUGUUACUUCAAUCAGAGAUCGACAGGCAAAGUCAACUUUCUCAAACGCACUAGAAUCCCUGUACACAGAUAACGAAAACGACUCGAAGCUUCAUUUUAGAAGUUUCCAGGAGCUAGUGCAAACCGCUCUGCCAAACGAGGAUGAAGAAUCUACAUUUCACAUUAUUACUAGCACCGCCAGCAGCUUUCGGGAUAACACAUGGAGCCGGAAAUCAUCUGAUAAGCAUCGGUUGAAUGUUGCUACAAGCACCACCGCCUUUGGCAAGAGCUUCAAAUCGAAAACGGAAGCGCCAACUGCCGACAGUGAUGAGCUCGACUGCGGCAAACCAGUGAAUUUCACCUACUAUGACGAUCUGAUUGGUAUAGCGCAACGAUAUAAUCAUCCGGAUGUGCCUGAACCUGAAGUAGCCUAUCUAUUUCUGAAGAAAAAAGGCUACAAAUCAUUUAAAAACUUCAAUAUAGAUGCCUUAGAACGGCGGUUGCGAAAAGCGAAAAGUGAAAAGCCCCGCUCGGUGCAGCUGUACAAUCAGAUAGGGAAUUUUUGGCGAAUAAAGGGCAACGCACGCCUUUCGAUUGAAUGCUUUCGAAGGGCGCUUGCCAUCGCUCCCAGCAACGCAGAGGUGCUGCUGAAUCUCGCCAGGGUGCUGUUUAAUCUGCAGUAUCUGGAUGAUGCUAUUCAUCUUACUAGGCGCUCUCUAGAAGUUCAACCAAGGGAUCGCAGUGCUUGGCAACAGUAUUUCACACUAGGAGAAAUUUUUAAGGCGUACGGUCACUUCCAGGAAGCGGUCAAUCAUCUGCGCCAAGCGCUGGAGCUGUAUCCGCAAUACGAACCAAUCAAAAAAGCAAUCGCGGAUGUAGAGCAUAUCUCAACAUCCUCGCUGCACAUCUUUACGAUCAUUAUCAUCGUUUUUCUGGUGAUGUGCGUACUGUACGUGAUUCUUUCAUCAAGCGAUGGCAAUUCAAACAGCCAAGAGUUAGAUCUGAAAACUUCGCGCCACUUUAACCGAGCGAUGGCCAUGCGAUCGCUGAAGGGCUUCACUCAGCGGUCAUUGAAGAACCGGAAGUAAAGGAAACGUUGUCAGAAAUCAUUCAGCCCUGUUUGAAGCAUAUGAUUAGUAGUCAAAAUGAGUGAAGAUCUUCCUUAUGCCACAGCGGAACAAAUAUUAAUGUAGGCAAACGUGUGAAGCAGUGAUAGCCCUACAAGAAUGCUAAGUUUCUGAAAUGAUUUAGCUUUCGUGUUGAAAAGCUAUCUAGAACAAGGCAUACGAUGCAGUCCCAAACUAAUGUUAUAUAGGCACUAGGCAUUUAAGCUUCGAAUACAUAUAGUUCGAUAUCUAGAGGCUGCUGAAGAUCAUAAUGCGCAACAUUUGUCUCUAUGAUGAAGGCAAAUUAACAUUCGUUUUAAAAAUAUUUUAAAAUGAAAUAUUUUUUAUGUUACCGUUAGGAUUUUAUCUCUGCGUGCGAUUUACUUAAACCCGUUACGGACAUUAGUCAUUAGUAUAUAAAAGAACAAAUAAAAGCAGUAAACAGUAACAUAAAUUAGUUCCCUCCUUAUG
Messenger RNA from Anopheles aquasalis, 2021 nucleotides. RefSeq lists its product as uncharacterized. Gene Ontology annotation, molecular function: protein binding. The record is from RefSeq and is a predicted model, not a curated record. Gene Ontology annotation, biological process: actin filament polymerization. Lineage: Eukaryota; Metazoa; Arthropoda; Insecta; Diptera; Culicidae. Gene Ontology annotation, cellular component: cytoplasm; actin cytoskeleton.